Rotaria socialis is the source of this 2568-nucleotide messenger RNA. NCBI's taxonomy places the organism in Eukaryota, Metazoa, Rotifera, Eurotatoria, Philodinida, Philodinidae. The record is from the annotation of a GenBank genome assembly.
AUGGAGGAAAAAAAUGGAGAUAACGGAAAAAGAAGAGAAAGCGAACGACUAGCAACACAACAAAACAAAAUCUAUACUCGUCGACCAUUGUCAAAUCGUACGAGUGAUAAUUAUCAAAUCAAUAAUAAUCAUAAUCGACGUAGUGUAACAGUGUCAAUAAUUGAUGAUAACAGUCAAUAUCAACCAGUCAGUCGUCGAUCUGAACGUAUUCAAUCACCGAUGAAUUCCUUACCAUUGUCUCAAUACAAUUCCAAUCCUUCUCUGAUUGAGCAACAAGAACAAACUCAUCUUCAUCAUUCGCAACAACAACAAUCACUGCCGCAGAAAACAUCAAAUGAUGAAGAGACAUAUUCAUUUAGACAUGUAACAAAAAAAUUACAACAUGCAAAAUCACAUGGUGAACUUUAUCAACCAAUAGCUCCAUUACCAAUGCCACCGAUCACAAAAAUAAGUAACGAUGAAAACGAAAUAAAAUAUCCACAAAAGCAUUCAUCGGAAUCACCACAGUCAUCAAUAUCACCGAGAAUUCGAGCAGCAACAACAACAGCUGUACCAAUAUUAUCGCGUCCAACAGUAAAUUUAGGCGAUGAAACAAUCAACUCAUCUUCAUCAAAUAAAAUUCCUUUGUGGAAACGAUUUAAAAAAAUGAUUGUACCCAGUAAACGUAGUAAAGAGAAUUCAUCAAGCAAAGUUCCUACUUUACAAUUUAAUGAAUUAUCAACAAAUGAAAUAAAUAGAACAGUUCCUGAUGGUGUUGUUAAUACUAGCAAUAAUCUUUUACAGAAUCCCAUAAAAUUAAAUGAUUUACGAACUUGGCUUAUUCCAAAAACAUUUCCUGAACAAAGAAUUCGCGAUGAAUAUGAGAAAUUAUCCACAGAACCUCUCCAUCCUAGAACAUUCGCAUUGCGACCAGAAAACAAAUCGAAAAAUAGAUUCAAUGCUAUUGAACCAUACGAUCAUUCUCGAGUUGUACUUAAAUCUUUACCAAAUGAUCCAACAACUGAUUACAUCAAUGCAUCAUACAUAGAUGGUGAUAGAAUGAACAAAUUAUAUAUAGCUGCUCAAGCACCAACUGACACAACUUUAUAUGACUUUAUUCGCAUGAUUUGGCAAUUACGUAUUCAAUCAAUUGUUAUGGUCACUCGUCUAUUUGAAGAUGGAAAACAUAAAUGUAUUCAAUAUUGGCCAGAUGAAGGUGAAAAACGAAUUAACGAUUUUAAAAUUCGUAUUGAUAGUGAAGAAAAAUAUGCUGAUUAUACAAUACGUAAAUUGAUUAUAUACAACCAAUUAGAGCCAUCAGACAUGUUAAUAGUUAAGCAGUAUCACUUUUUAUCAUGGCCAGAUCAUGGCUGUUUGUCCUUGUCUACACCAUUGUUAGAUUUCCGUCAGCGUUUUCGUACUGAUUAUAAACCGUGGAAUCCAAUUCUUGUUCAUUGCAGCGCCGGUGUUGGUCGUUCAGGUACAUUUAUUGCUUUGGAUGCUUUAUUAGAAAAAGCUAAACAUCAAGAUACUAUUGAUAUACUUGAAUUCACACAUCGAAUGAGACAAAAUCGAGUCUAUAUGAUACAAACAGUAGAUCAAUAUGUAUUUCUUUAUCGAACAUUAAUCGAAGGAAUUUUAACUAUGGAUAUAAGUUUAUCAUUACAAGAAUAUCUGACAACAAGAAAAUUAUAUAUGGAUAUUAAGAGUCAAUAUAAACUUUUGGAACAAUUGCAAUCAACCGUCGAAUUUUCAUAUCAAGGCGCAGUUGAACCAGCGAAUUUAAAUAAAAAUCGAGUUGAAACAAUUCUUGCUCCUGAUAAUAGUCGACCGUAUCUAAUGACACAAGUGGAUAAGACAACUGAUUACAUAAAUGCUGUAUUUGUUAAUUCCUAUCGACAAACACCCAACUAUAUUGUUACACAAUAUCCAUUACCUCACACAUGCAUUGAUUUCUGGCGUCUCGUCUAUGAUCAUAACGUAUCAAUUAUAAUGUUGUUGGAAUCUAUAUCUCGCGAUUCAAAAAAUAUAUAUUAUUGGCCUACAAAUGUUGGACAACUAAUAUGUUACGGGCCAUUCGAAAUAGUUCUAAUGUCACAAAAAGAAGAUGAACAAUUAAUUGAACGAGUUUUCGAAUUGAAAUUUACAAAUAAAAGCGCAUUCACUACGGAUCGAACAAGAUCAAUAAGACAAUUUCAAAUAAAAGAUUAUUCACAUUUACUACUUGUUGUAAAACGUUUUUUAAAAGAAAUGCGCACAUUUACUGGACAAAAUGUUAUUCUUCAAUGUUUAAAUGGUGCAACAUGGUCCGGUUAUUUUGCUGCUCUAUGCAAUGCAAUUGAUAAAAUGCAAACGGAACAAAUUAUUGACCCAUUUAAAAUUGUCCGUCUUAUACGUUCUACUCGACCACAAUUUAUCGAUCAAGAUCAAUACGAAAAUCUAUAUUCAUCAAUGCGCGAUUAUGCACAACAAUACUUAAGUACAACACCAACAGCUUUAGCGCAACGCUCCACUGAAAAUCCUUUCUACACGGACACGUCUAGAGAAUAUCAGUCCACUACAACUAAUAGAAUCGUACAACGAUUAUAA